This is a messenger RNA of Anoplopoma fimbria (sablefish), 2292 nucleotides long. RefSeq names its product core 1 synthase, glycoprotein-N-acetylgalactosamine 3-beta-galactosyltransferase 1, like a (gene c1galt1la). The record is from RefSeq and is a predicted model, not a curated record. Lineage: Eukaryota; Metazoa; Chordata; Actinopteri; Perciformes; Anoplopomatidae. The transcript is spliced from 4 exons. The coding region runs from base 341 to 1555 and encodes 404 amino acids. Gene Ontology annotation, cellular component: membrane. Gene Ontology annotation, molecular function: N-acetylgalactosaminide beta-1,3-galactosyltransferase activity.
CCACGUUGUCGGAGCUGAGCCUGUGCUGCAGAAGAAUGUAGAUCUGCACAGUGGCGUGUUCUGCUCACUAAUCAUCCCAUUUUGGCGACGCAAAAUAGGGACGGCUUCAAUCAAAAAAACAACCCAUCGGAUAAUGUGAGCAUGUGACGACAUGACUGACAGGUGUAGCAGAUUUGUGCCGAUUUUCAGAAACGGGCAAAUGUUUCGCUGCUUAUGGGUUAAACCAUAUCGUGCCCAUUAAUGAUAACCCAGCAAAGGUUUGGCAGUCCAUCAAUCUGAUCUUGGUGUGUUGCAUGUAGACAUGCUGUGACUGGGACAUCACAGUGGGGUUAGUCUCACCAUGAAGGGCUCCAGCUCCAGAUGGGCCUUCUCCCUAGGCUUCUUGGUGGGGGCCUGCAGCAUCUACUUCUUCCUGCGGCAGGUGUGGUUUGAGAGGAGCUACCCCGUGCUGUCAGAGGCUCAGGAAAAAGCCACAGCGGUGUCUGAGAGACCAACCAGCUGGAGGAAGAAGGGGGCUGCUCUCAUCAACCCACUCCAUGCUCACAAUGAAGAUGAAGACAGCAGAGUGGCAGAUGUGUUGUACCAGAAGGUUCGUGUUCUCUGUUGGGUGAUGACUGGACCUUAUAACCUGCAGAGCAGGGCCCGCCAUGUCAGGGCCACCUGGAGCCGCCACUGCAACGUGGUGGUGUUCAUGAGCUCCGAGGAGGACCUUGAUUUCCCCACUGUGGGCCUGGGCACUAAGGAGGGCCGUGACCAGCUUUACUGGAAGACCAUUCGAGCCUUCCAUUAUGUCUACGAGCACCAUGCGAGUGAGGCAGAUUGGUUCCUCAAAGCUGACGAUGACACCUAUGUGGUGGUGGACAACCUGCGCUGGAUUCUGUCCAACCACACGCCUGAAGAGCCCAUCUACUUCGGCAAACGUUUCAAGCCUUACACCAAGCAAGGCUACAUGAGCGGAGGGGCAGGCUAUGUGCUUAGCAAAGAGGCCCUCAAGAGAUUUGUUGAAGGUUUUCGGACCAAAGUUUGCUCACACACCACACCCGUAGAGGACUUGGCGCUGGGGCAGUGUUUGGAGAAGAUGGGCGUUCUGGCGGGCGACUCCAGAGACACUUUGCAUCGAGAGACUUUCCACCCAUUUGUGCCAGAGCACCAUCUUACUGGCAAGUUCUCCAAGAGCUUCUGGUACUGGAGCUAUUGCUACUACCCAAUUGUUGAGGGUCCACAGUGCUGCUCUGACUUGGCAGUAUCUUUCCAUUAUGUGGAGGCAGAGCUUAUGUACACAUUGGAGUACUACACGUAUCACCUGAGAGCGUACGGCUACAGGCCACGCUACCGGCCCUCCUUACGCCAGGGUCUGAGCCUCGGCCCACUGUCACAGACAGCCGUGACGGGGGAACUUGAAAUGGUUGAGGUGACUGAUGGAAGGAGUCACACCACUUCAGCUUUUUCUGUUAGUGGAAACCAAACUAGAGCAGAGAUGAAGUCAGAGAAAGGGGGGAAAGACAAUCGCGUCACUGAGAACAGGACUGCAGUCACUCAAGGCAGGCACCUCUGAUUCUGUGUUUCAGCAUCUUCCUGCAUCAUAAAUCGGCUAAUGUCCUCUUCUGAUAGGCCCUUUUCGAUCCAAUCCAGCAUUAUUCCAGCCAGUAUGACACUGUAAGCACUCGCAAUGAGAGUGGUGAAAAUCUGAAUGUGAUUCAAUGGCAGCUCCGAAUGGCUUGGCUAUUUUUAAUCAAUAUAACAUUUUUUAUUAGGUUUGACAUAAUCUUCAUUUUAAUUUAUGAAUAGAAUACAAUGUGCUUGGAGAAAUGCAGGAAGAUGCACAUAUAUUAUUUUAAAGUAGCUGUUCUGAGCUAGUAAUGCAGCAGCAGAUUUAAAGAAAAGAUUUAAUCAUUUUAAAUUAUUUUAAUUAUUUUUUCUUGAAAUGGAACGCAGCAAUACAUUGUUUUGUGUGUAUCACAACUUCUCUUUUAUUUAUGGCCUCUUUGUUUUUCUGAUGUUCUGAAACCUCCUGUAAUUCUUUUUGAGAACACUGAAUCUGCUGAUGAACACAGUAUAUACAAAACUAAAAUGGAAACCGCAAGUCAUUUUUUAUAACCCAACAGUAAACAUUCUAGCAGCUGUUAUUGAACAUUACUGUCUGCUCUGGCAUUAAGCUUGAAUAAUCACUCAUAAACAGCUUCAGAAAAAUGCACUGAUGUUUUAAAUGAAUAAAUGAUGUAUAAAAAAUUAUGUUUAUUUUGAACUUUUGAACAACAAUGAAUAACAUGAUGAAGAAAUAAAAUGUAUCAA